AAGGGGCGGGGGUGGUGAGAGCUCAGCAGCGUGACCCUCUGCCUGAGCCUGGGUGUGCACACGAACCCCGCUGCUCACAGCCAGCUAACCCUAUGGGUAGUGAGAGUGGGGCGGGGCCUCUGCCUGUUGAAUGCUCGUCCUGCCCCUGCCGGGGUGUCCAUGGAGCCGGAGAGCGUGACGUACCCGCCUGCUCUGUUUCUACCUGCAUUUGUGUGUGCUGAGGGCAAUCAAUCAGGGGCAUCCCCUCUUCAGGAGUCCCCUUGUUCUCUCUCCUGGAUGUCACCUGCUUUCACUACCACAUUGCUGGGAGCAGCCACCGACCACAGAGAACAGAAUCAUUGUGGUUUGCCGAGAUGGAGACUAAAAACACAUAGGCAGGGAUAGCAGCACAGACAUCUCUUACCAGCUUUAUCAGCUGAACAACAAUCUAUCAUCUCCAUGGCACUCAGGAGGCACAUGAAGAACUUUGUGAAAAAUUAUUCUGAUUCUGAGGUCAAAGUCAGGGAAGCAACCUCUAAUGACCCCUGGGGUCCCUCUAGUUCACUAAUGUUAGAGAUCAGUGACCUGACAUACAACACAGCUUCUCUUUCGGAGAUUAUGAACAUGAUAUGGCACAGGAUGAAUGAUCAGGGAAAGAAGUGGAGGCACGUGUACAAAUCCCUCACAGUCUUGGAUUAUCUCAUCAAGAAUGGAUCAAAGAAAGUCAUACAGCAUUGUCGAGAGGGGUUCUUUAACAUUCAGGCAUUAAAGGACUUUCAUUAUAUAGAUGAGGCUGGAAAGGAUCAAGGUUAUUACGUGAGAGAAAAAUCUAAGCAAGUCAGUGCCUUGUUAACAGAUGAUCAACUGCUACGUAAUGAACGUGAGAUAGCACGUAGGACUAGGCACCGAACCUCCUAUACAAUGCUAUUCCCGAAGACGACCACUACCAAGGACUGUUCACCAACAAUGUCUACCUCUGAGCCCAUACCAGAGCUUCCUGAUUCGGUCAAAGUUCAACUCCAUUUUCCUAAGGCAGCAUCUGUGCCGCAGCAAAACCAGCCUUUUCAGUCACCAAGGAAAGCGGCAAUGGCUCAAGAAACGAUGGCACCUCACAUCAUUAAGAAGUCAUCAGAGGACUUGAUAGUAUUUAGCGAGGAUGAACAGACCACCACCACCACUUUGCUGCCUCUGUUUCCUUCUGAGGUCUCUUCAAACAGCGCACCCCCAGUGGUGCAGGCAGCUGCCAGUGACUCCUGGAACAGAAGUACGAUGGCUAAAGAGUUCAAAACCCAAGCAGGGACAGGUAUCAUAUCCUACCCAUCACAGAGAAGCGUAUGUACUUCACAAAAAUGGGGCACAGCCAGGAGAACAGACAGCACAGUCACAAAUCCUCCUUCCACAAUCACUCUUAGGCCUCCUUCAAGGAUGCAGUCAGCAAACACUCCCGACUUUGCAGAAGUCUUGCUUGAUCUUCAGUUAUCGGUUCUAGAAAAGCCUGCCACACCCAACCAACAUGUCCCAAAGUCAGACUUUCCGCCCUCUAGAAGUGUAGCUUCUGUGGAGACCCUUUACCUCUCCCCUACCUUCACUAUCUUUGAUCCUUUAGGGAGCUGUGUGGCAAAUAGCGAGAUUCUUAAACCAACCCCAGCUUCUAAACAAUUCCCUGGACCUAGUACAACCACCAUGCUAAACUUCAAUUCCUCCACACCUGGUAACAUGCAGACAUGUAACACGAGUUUCCAUCUCUCCCCAAGGCCAGAUUCAACCAGCUCCAUGGCAACAACUUCUUCUUUUUCCACCUUUUCCAUCUCAUCUCCCGAUUCAGUUGUUCCAGAGAACAUAGUUCACCCUAACCGUGUCCCAUCCCAUGGACCUUUCAGCUUGUCUUCACCUCACAAGAUCUCUUCUUCUGUUUUCUUUAAUGAUCUCAAAGACAGGGUUACACAACCUUUUUCUUGUCAAAGAUCUGAGGAAGAAGGGAGUGAAAACACUAGCAUCCUGAAUCUCCUUCCAGACAAUUCACGAAGUUGCCCUGGCAAAGGAAACAGUUAUGAGAGCAGAACUCUCCGCAUUUCUGGUGGGAGCUGGGGGGCAGUUCCUCUGCAGAAUAUAGACAUGGUGGUUAGUCCCAGUAUGCCUCCUGCUGGAAGCUCAUUUAAGAUGGACACUACACAGAAAGCCAUGGGCACUUUGGAGGAGAUAAAAAAUGCAGUUCUGGGAUUGCGAGAGGACAUAGGCAAUGUGGCCCAGCAGCUGCAAACCAUUGGCAACCAGAUGGCAAGUCUGGUGGGGGACAUUCAGCAUACGAGCAAGUUCCUGACAGCUUCCCAAACUGCUAACGAUGCCUCACGUCAGUAGUAAUUUUCAUAAUGGCUACAUCAAACUUCAGUGCAGCUUUAUGCUACCUUGCCCCAACAAUACGCUUCAUCUAGGGCAUCAGAUCUCUUUUCUGGUGUUAAAAUAAUUACAAAUAGAAAUCCAUGUGGCUGUUCUGUUCUUGUCAUGGUCAUUAAAAAAUAAUUUACAUCUUUAGCCUUUGAGUAUUGUU
This is a messenger RNA of Pelodiscus sinensis (Chinese soft-shelled turtle), 2527 nucleotides long. The record is from RefSeq and is a predicted model, not a curated record. NCBI's taxonomy places the organism in Eukaryota, Metazoa, Chordata, Testudines, Trionychidae.